AUGAAUAACAUUAAUGUUGCUGCCACGAAAGCUAGUAUUACUACAAAACCCCACCAAUCUCCUAGCCUCCUACGUUCAUGGUGGACAAACAAUAACCUACGAUACGAUGCAGCAAUCAGCAGCGUCCUUAUAAUUCUCAACGUCGAAGCAAUCAUGUAUAUGACAACCCAUGAGAUUCCUUUGCCCGGAAAUUUUCUGGCAUAUUUUGAGCUAGCCUUUGCUGAGAAAUCACUUCAUAGAGUAGCUGAAGAGGAGAGUGAGUUGUGUAUGUUAAUGGAAUCUCUUCAGCUCGAGCUUGAAAACGUGAAGAAAGUACAUUCACAGCUUAAUGAGAAACAGAACAAGCACUUGAUCAUCGCAGAAUCCAAAAUGUGUUAUGUGUAUCAAGUCUUUCCCCUCUGCGAAGGAAGUGCAUAA
Molecule: messenger RNA, 417 nt
Organism: Eruca vesicaria subsp. sativa (arugula)
Lineage: Eukaryota; Viridiplantae; Streptophyta; Magnoliopsida; Brassicales; Brassicaceae
Source: the annotation of a GenBank genome assembly